UAAUAAGAUUGGUUUUCUACUCUUGAUUUCCAAACGGUCGGGCUUACUCUUAAUAGACCAAAGCCUAAAAUCCAACCACCGGUACCAAAAUACGGGGUAUACCUCCUCUGCUAAAACCCUAAACCCUCAACCAUCUCUCUGCCAUUGAAUCCCAAAAACGAAGAAAUGCUAUUGUUAGCUCGAAACCACUCCCUCUCAAAGCUAAAACCCCUCCUUUCUCUCUCUCUGAUUUCCCAUUCUUUCACAACCCAAACCCCAUAUUCUCAUUUCACUUCAAUCCCAAAACCCCAUUUCCAAAACCCCACAAAUUCUCAACCUUUACCAUUCUCAACCAUCUUCUUCAAACCCUUCUCGUCAUCUAAAUCGUUGCCCUUGAACCGUGAAGGAAAUUACGAUGAAGCCACCACCCAAGCUCACCUCGUCUGCCCUGGUUGUGGCGUUCACUUGCAGGACUCUGACCCUAAAACCCCUGGCUUCUUCCUCAAACCCUCAAAAAAGGAUCCAAGGACUUAUCGAUUGGGUGCCCAUCUCGAGCAUGUUGCGCACGAGCCAGAAUUCAACGAUUCCCUCAAAAGGGGUCUCAUAAUCGACCCCGAAAACCUGAGCCCUGAAUCCAAUUUGGUCGAACUCAAGCCGGAGAAACCGGUGGUCUGUGCACGGUGCCACUCUCUGAGGCAUUACGGUAAAGUGAAGGAUCCAACGGUGGAGAACUUGCUUCCCGAUUUUGAUUUUGAUCAUACGGUUGGGAGGAAGUUGGCAUUAGCCUCUGGGACCCGAUCAGUGGUGCUAAUGGUGGUGGACGCUGCAGACUUUGAUGGGUCGUUUCCCAAAAAGGUUGCCAAGUUGGUUUCGGAUACAAUCGAGGAGCAUUCAGCAGCUUGGAAACAGGGUAAGUCAGGGAAUGUGCCAAGAGUGGUGCUUGUGGUAACAAAGAUUGAUCUUUUGCCAAGUUCAUUGUCACCAACAAGGUUAGAGCAUUGGGUUAGGACAAGAGCAAGGGAGGGCGGAGCCAAUAAGUUAACAAGUGUGCAUUUGGUGAGUGCUGUUAGGGAUUGGGGGUUGAAAAAUCUUGUUGAUGAUGUUGUUAGCUUGGCAGGACCAAGAGGGAAUGUGUGGGCAAUAGGCGCACAGAAUGCAGGGAAGAGUACGUUGAUAAAUGCAAUUGGGAAGCAUGUUGGAGGGAAGAUUACGCAUCUGACAGAAGCGCCUGUGCCCGGAACAACAUUGGGAAUUGUUAGAGUGGAAGGUGUACUUCCUGGUCAUACCAAGUUAUUUGAUACGCCCGGGCUUUUGAAUCCUCAUCAGAUUACAACCAGAUUGACAAGAGAAGAACAGAGUCUUGUAAACAUUAGCAAGGAAUUGAAACCAAGAACAUACAGGAUCAAGGAUGGUUAUUCAGUUCAUAUCGCUGGGCUUAUGAGGCUGGAUAUAGAAGAAUCAUCAGUAGAUACUGUUUAUGUUACAGCAUGGGCAUCUCCUUAUCUUCCAUUACACAUGGGAAAAACAGAAAAUGCAUGCACAAUGGUAGAGGAACAUUUUGGUCUUCAAUUACAGCCACCAAUUGGAGAGACUAGAGUCAAGGAGCUUGGGAAGUGGGUGAGAAAGGAAUUUCACAUCAGUGGAAACAGUUGGGAUUCAAGUUCGGUGGAUAUUGCUGCUGCAGGUCUUGGUUGGUUUGCUGUUGGACUUAAAGGAGAGGCAGUUUUGAGUGUUUGGACGUAUGAUGGUAUUGACGUUGUUCUUCGCAAUGCAUUGCUUCCUAAUAGAUCAUACAUUUUUGAAGUUGCUGGUUUUACAGUCUCUAAAAUUGUCUCUAAGGCUGACCAAGCUUCAAAUAAGCCACACCACCGAAGUGAGAAGAAGAGGAAACAAAGUGACCGAAAGGAAUCUGUUGCUUGCUGAUUCAUCAUAUUAACAAUUGAAGCUGGUAAAGGAUAUGUGGCAGUUCUUAUCAAAACAGGUGAAAGUGUUGUAACAAUUUAUGGUUGAUAAUACUACAGGUGAGAAAUGUCGAGUAAACAACAUCAACCUUCUAUUAGAAUGACAAAGCUAGGCGUCCUAUUUGAGCCACAGAUGAAAUGGUUGAUGCUUUCUCUGACUAUAAGUGGGGUGGAUGUUCCCAAUUGGAAGUGAUCUUUCUCCAGCAACUAUAUCAAGAACAGCUCGAAGGCAUUGUUUUCUACUGCACUUACCACUAAAGUAAAAGACGGCUUGCAAAGGGAUAAACAUGCCGUAUUUCGAGUGAAAGCAUAUGAGCUAACUGUCUCAUGCUCAUUUGAUGGGCCUAUCUUAGAAUUUCUUAUUUAUUAUUCUUCUCUGUAAAUUGUAAGUGUGAAAAGUUGAGUCUCAGUUUAGAGUUGUUUUGGUAUGAAGUUAAUGCUUUUGCACUGUUGUUGAAUGGUAAA
Messenger RNA from Prunus avium (sweet cherry), 2405 nucleotides. Its product is annotated as P-loop containing nucleoside triphosphate hydrolases superfamily protein. Gene Ontology annotation, cellular component: mitochondrion. Gene Ontology annotation, molecular function: GTP binding. The record is from RefSeq and is a predicted model, not a curated record. NCBI's taxonomy places the organism in Eukaryota, Viridiplantae, Streptophyta, Magnoliopsida, Rosales, Rosaceae.